This is a messenger RNA of Encephalitozoon cuniculi GB-M1, 804 nucleotides long. RefSeq lists its product as uncharacterized. Lineage: Eukaryota; Fungi; Microsporidia; Unikaryonidae. The record is from RefSeq and is marked provisional. Bases 1 to 804 code for a protein of 267 amino acids. The transcript has a single exon.
AUGACCGAUGCAAAUAGAACAAUCAAUGUUCUUGACUUUGCCAGUGCAGUGCACAACAUACUUAAGAAGAGGGAAAGGCUGUUUGGAGCCAACAAGACCAUUCUAUUUACACUUUUCUCCAGCGCUUUGGUUAUGAUAUUCCAAGGCGAAAACUACAAGAAUCUAUGCUUGUCAAUAAUCGUCGGGCUGUGCAUGCUGGCCGUGGAUCCGAAGGUGCACGUCAGACUCUUGGGCACAAGUCUUGGACAGAGAGGAUUGCGUUCAGCAGCAGUAAGCCUUCUGAACAAGAUCUUUUUAAGUGAGCUGCUGUUUUGCAUUUUGUGUCUUUUGAUUGCAAUCACAGCCAAUAUGUGCGUAGUUCCAAUGGUCUGGAUCUUCGCAGUCUCUAUAGGCAUCUCUUUUCUCAGGAAAGUCUUUACUGAGGAUUUGGCUAUGACAAGCAUGGGAGACAUUCUCUUACAUCUAGGAUUCUUGCUUCUACUAAUUUUUUCUCUCCAAAAUCCUAAGAAAUCGAAAAUAGUCGUAUACUCUGUUUUCUUUAGCUUUUCUGGGUCAGUCAUUUUGUGGAUCGUCCUCGAGGCGAUUCUAAAUGAAAACCUUGGAUUUAGUCGUGUGUGCAAUGCAUUUUUCAAGAGUGGACUCGUGGACUUCCUUGGGAUGCCCCAGUUGUAUCCUUUUAUGCUCUUGAUGGUUGCUGGCGUUUUUUCCCAGAUAAGAAUCAAUACCUUGUUGUUUGCAGAUGGAAAAAGGCGCUUUGGAUCAAUCAUUAUUAAGAGAAGUGAAAAUAAAGUAAUAGAAGUGUGA